Drosophila ananassae is the source of this 1518-nucleotide messenger RNA. Its product is annotated as 2,3-bisphosphoglycerate-dependent phosphoglycerate mutase. The coding region runs from base 543 to 1331 and encodes 262 amino acids. Gene Ontology annotation, biological process: glycolytic process. NCBI's taxonomy places the organism in Eukaryota, Metazoa, Arthropoda, Insecta, Diptera, Drosophilidae. The transcript has 4 exons. The record is from RefSeq and is a predicted model, not a curated record. Gene Ontology annotation, molecular function: intramolecular phosphotransferase activity.
CUCGGCUUUCUGGCGCAACAAUAACAAAUACGUAAAAUUUCAGUUGAUAUUGAUUUUCCCCCAGUGGAUCCCAAAAUUGAGCGUGGAACCAGGUACCAGCGACCAGCGACCAGCUACCAGCCGGCAUCAGCUGUUGGCCAAGUUGAAAGCAACAACAGCCGUUUAAAAAAAACAACUGCGCCGCGAUAAAAUUGUUUGCCAAUAAGAAUAGAGCUUAGUGCGAAGUGGAAGCCGAAAGAUAAAGGAACGUGGCUGUAGCUGCAGCUGCAUCAGAUACAUUUCCAGAUACAAUUUCGAGAUACGCGCGAGAUACUGAAACUUCAGAAAAAACAGGAAGAGAAGCCACCAUCCACCACCAUCGCUGCUCAAGUCCCGGCCAUGUUCAAGUUUUUGAAAAGCAAACUGUAACGUAUUUAAAAAAAAAAGGCCUACAACAAACAAAAAAAAAACUAUACAAAGUUAUCCGCAAAAAAACUAAAAAAAAAAAAACAUCAAAACAAAGCGUGACAAAAAAAAAAAACUACGUUUCUGCGACAAAAACAAUGCGCGAAUUUGAGGCUUCUCAAUUCAUUCCGAAACUAAAUCGUUUGGUUAUUGUGCGCCAUGGAGAAAGCGACUUCAAUAUCGGAAAUCGAUUCUGCGGCUGGCACGACGCUCCAUUGAGCGCCAUUGGCGUUAAAGAGGCUCUCACCGUCGCUGUUCCAGCCCUGCUACAGUCGAAGCUGGAAUUCGAUGUAGUCUACACAUCGGUGCUAAGCCGAUCCCGUGAAACCGCCGACAUGAUCCUAAGCAACAUGAACUGCUCCUAUGUGCCCGUCAAGGAGGACUGGCGCCUGUCCGAGCGCCACUACGGCAAUCUCACCGGGGAGCGGAAGCGCGAGGUGGCCAACACAUAUGGCGAGGAUCAGGUGAUGCAGUGGCGACGGGCCUACGAUGUGGCGCCACCACCGAUAGAGGAGACCAACCGCUACUACUACACCAUCUGCAGCAAUCCCAUAUUCGACGAAGUGCCGCCGGGCCACUUUCCGAACAGCGAGUCCAUGCAUAUGUGCGUCGAGCGGGUGGCGCCGAUGUGGCAGGAGGUCCGCCAGGAGCUUCUCAAGGGCUCCAAGGUGCUGAUGGUGGUCCACGGCACCGUGGCCCGUGCCCUCGUCCAGCUGAUCGAGGGCCUCUCCAACGAUGCCAUUGAAAAAAUCAACAUCGCCAAUUGUGUGCCCCGCGUUUACGAGUUCGAUCUGACCACGGGCAAGUUGAUCGGCGGUGGCAUCAACCUGGGGAAUCCCGACUACAUCAAACGCAAAGUGGCCGAGGUGGCCGCCAUCGGGCAGUGAUCUGGGAACUGAUAUUCCAAUCGAUGAUUUAUGGCAGUCACUCCGAUUCUAAGUUAUGCUACGUAACCCUGUGUCUUUGCUGGAUGAAGUCUGAGUUGUUUGGAUUUAAGUCUUAAAUAUUAUAAAUUUAAUUUAUUUUGUCUAACCUAUCAAAUAUUUUGGGCCAAAAAUAUAUACAUUUUAUACU